AUGGCAAAGGAAGACGCUACACAACAACUCUAUAAGGAGGCUUUCAAUCUGUUUGAUAGGGAUAAGGAUGGAAAGAUUAGUACACAGGACUUGGGUACAGUGAUGAGAUCAGUUGGUUCAAAUCCUACUCAGGCAGAGCUGCAGGAUAUGAUCAAGGAGGUGGACGAUGGCAAUGGAUUGGUGGACUUUCAACACUUUGCCAUGUUGAUGCAACGCAAGACUCAAUACUCUGAUGCCGAUGCCGACAUCAAACAAGCAUUCAAAGUGUUUGACAAGAAGGGCAAUGGAUACGCAAGUGUCGCUGAUCUCAAGCAUACCUUGGUAUCAAUCGGUGAGAAGUUAACAAAGGAGGAGUUUGACAAUGUAUUGAAGGAUGCCAAGAUCGUCGAUGGUCAGAUCCAUGUCGACGAGUUUAUCAGGAUAAUCAAGUCAAGCAAGGCAUUCAUGUCC
Molecule: messenger RNA, 450 nt
Organism: Acytostelium subglobosum LB1
Lineage: Eukaryota; Evosea; Eumycetozoa; Acytosteliales; Acytosteliaceae
Exons: 3
Cellular component (GO): myosin II complex
Molecular function (GO): calcium ion binding
Source: RefSeq, a predicted model, not a curated record